AUGUUGGGCUCAAGAACGAUUUCGUUUCUUUUUCUCUUUGCAACCAUCUUCUCCGCCGUCCAUGGCUGCCCUCCUUCCGAUAGGGCGGCGCUUCUGGCCUUCAAAGCCGCUUUAAGCGAACCAUACAUUGGUAUAUUCAACUCAUGGAAAGGCAACGACUGUUGCCACGGCUGGUACGGAGUACAAUGCGAUCCGGUGCACCGGCGAGUCGCCGACAUCAACCUCCACGGCAUUUCGGAGGAACCCAUCUUCCAGAAGGCUCACCGGACCGGUUACAUGACCGGAAAGAUCUCCCCGGAGAUUUGCAAGCUGAGCUGGCUCUCCAGCCUGACUGUUGCGGAAUGGAAGGGCAUUUCGGGAAGCAUCCCGGCUUGCAUCACGUCGUUGCCGUUCCUCCGCCACAUUGACCUGACCGGAAACAAGAUCUCCGGCGAACUCCCGGCGGAUAUUGGGAGACUCAGUCGGCUUGUGUUGUUGCACGUGGCGGAUAAUCAAAUAGCGGGUCAGAUCCCGAGGUCAUUGACGAAUUUAACCUCGUUAGCGCACUUGGAUCUUCGUAAUAAUCUGAUCCAAGGAACGAUUCCGAGUGAUAUCGGGAAAAUGAAAAAGCUGAGCCGGGCUUUAUUGAGCCGGAACAGACUUCAAGGUUUGAUCCCGGAUUCGUUUUCGGCUAUUUAUCGGCUUUUGGUUCUGGAUCUUUCGUUCAACCGGCUUUCGGGUUCCAUCCCGGCGUCGCUGGGUAAAAUGUCGGUUUUGGCCACGUUGAAUCUGGACGGGAAUAAUCUUUCCGGUACCAUGCCGGCGAGUUUGAUAAGUUCUCGAAUCUCCUCGUUGAACGUAAGCAGGAAUGCAAUUGAGGGCCCCAUUCCGGAUGCAUUUGGGCCAAGUUCAUAUUUUACGGUUCUUGAUUUGUCUUACAAUAAGCUUAAAGGAAGCUUACCAAAGUCUAUUGGUUCAGCUAGUUACAUUGGCCACCUUGACGUUAGUCACAACCACCUUUGUGGGCGGAUACCGGCAGGUCCACCGUUCGACCAUCUUGACUCGUCGUCGUUCUUUGCCAAUGAUUGUUUAUGUGGGAAGCCACUGAAGCCUUGCCGAUGA
Messenger RNA from Oldenlandia corymbosa var. corymbosa, 1101 nucleotides. NCBI's taxonomy places the organism in Eukaryota, Viridiplantae, Streptophyta, Magnoliopsida, Gentianales, Rubiaceae. The record is from the annotation of a GenBank genome assembly.